UCAAUUAUUCCAGUACUUCUUCCAUUUUUCGAUCAUCCGCUCGUCCAUGGCCAGCAAGCGAGGUGAGCAGGAUUACCAUGGAGUUUUCACCACGAAGACGGUGGUAGUCCACCCGAAAGCUCGCCCUCCUCUCACCUCUUCCUCCUCCUCCUCCUCCUCUUCCACCCUCCUCCACCUCUCCAACCUCGACACAAAGUGCCCAGCUCUCAUGUACUUGGUCUUCUUUUACCGACCAACCCAACCCCCAGCCUCCUCCUCACUUUUCUCUUCCUUAAAGAGAGGCCUGGAGGAGGCCUUGUCUUCCUGGUACCCCGCCGCGGGCCGCCUCUGCUUCUCCCCACCCUCGGGGAAGCUCACCGUCGCCUGCACCGGCGCCGGUGCACUCCUCGUCGAGGCCGCCACCGCCGUUAAGAUCUCUGAUCUCGGCGACCUCUCCCAGCCCAACGACUUCCUCGACCGUCUCGUCUUUAAGCCUCCCGUCCACGCCCCGCUCGAAGAAACACCUCUAGUCGUCGCUCAGGUGACGAGGUUCGCGUGCGGUGGGUUCGCGAUCGGCGUGGGCACCAACCAUGCCUUGUUCGACGGGGUGGCCAACUACAACUUCCUGAAUGCAUGGGCGAGCAGGGCAGUGGGAGGGGGGAAGCAGAUCUGUGAUCAUCAUGAGCCAGUAGUACUGCACGAGAGAGGCAGGCUUCAGCUGGCAGCACUUGAUCAGCAUGACCAUGGCGGCGACUUUAACGAUCAAGAAUUCAUGGCCCUCGGCCACCUCCAUCAGCUCAUCAAACAGGCCGCAGCAGUGCGUGAAGAGGAGAGGAGCCAUGAAGAUCAGAUCAAGAUGGUGCUCAGGACAUUUUCUGUCGGGUGUGGCAUGGUGAGCAGGCUCAAGAACAAGGCGGCUUCCAAUUGCACUUCCUUUGAGGUGGUCGCAGCUCACCUUUGGAAGGCACGGACCAAAGCCCUCAACAUCGCCGGGCACAAGACAGUUUGCCUACAGUUCACCGUCGACGCCCGCGACCGCAUUCGCCCUCCGCUGCCGCCCUCCUUCGCCGGCAACGCCUUCGUCCUCUCCUCCCUCCUCUCCACUGCCGCCGACCUCGACCGGCUCCCCUUCGCCGCCCUCGUCCUCCGCAUCCAGGCCGCCAAGCGCGCGGUCACCCACGCCUACGUCGCCCGCUACGUCGCCGCUCUCGGAGAGACGGCGCCCCGGACCUCGCUCCCGCCGCUGCCAGAGCUCACCAUGGUCUCCGACUGGACCAAGACGCCGUACCACCGAGUUGACUUCGGCGCCGGAGAGGCCGCUUACGUGGCGCCCUUAGCCACGCCGAUGCCGCAGACGGCGUACUUCUUGCAGAGCCCCGGCGAGGCCGGGAGGGUGGACGUCAGGAUUGGGCUGCCGGAGAAGAGCCUCCGAGCAUUCGAAAGCUAUUUCCUCAGUGGAUUCUGAGUCUAGUAAUUUUAUUAAAAAUACCAUAGAUAUAAGAAAAUAAUAUCAGCAGAGGUGCAUGAGAUGAGAUGAAAUUAUGUACCUUAAAAUAAGGAUCUGCUACUGUGAAACAAGGCAUGUUUUCUGCUUCAGGGCUAGAAGCAGAUAGUUUCGAUAUUAUAUAUAUCUAUAGUUGUAUUUAAAAAGAAAAUUCAGAGACCUUCAA
This is a messenger RNA of Zingiber officinale, 1649 nucleotides long. Its product is annotated as brassinosteroid-related acyltransferase 1-like. The coding region runs from base 47 to 1444 and encodes 465 amino acids. The transcript is spliced from 3 exons. The record is from RefSeq and is a predicted model, not a curated record. Gene Ontology annotation, molecular function: acyltransferase activity, transferring groups other than amino-acyl groups. NCBI's taxonomy places the organism in Eukaryota, Viridiplantae, Streptophyta, Magnoliopsida, Zingiberales, Zingiberaceae.